Molecule: messenger RNA, 1814 nt
Organism: Prunus avium (sweet cherry)
Lineage: Eukaryota; Viridiplantae; Streptophyta; Magnoliopsida; Rosales; Rosaceae
Product: putative disease resistance protein At1g50180
Biological process (GO): defense response to other organism
Molecular function (GO): ADP binding
Source: RefSeq, a predicted model, not a curated record
CGUAGCAUAUCGAGCAGAUCCGAGAGGUUUCCUCUAUGAACCAUCGUGUCUAAAUGAUGAAGAUAGCUGGGAACUGUUCCAUAAGGUAGCAAUUGUUCAAAGGGUGCAACCAUAUGGAGAUCACCCAACAGCUACGGGGGCAAAAAAUUCUGAAAAUCCUUUAAUAACGGUGGAAAGCAUGGAAAAACUUGGGAAAGAAAUGGUAGCACAUUGUCGUGGUCUGCCGCUGGCCAUCAUUGUGCUUGGAGGUGUUUUGGCAACAAAACAUUUCAUUGAUGAAUGGGAGACAGUACAUAAAACUAUCAAAUCACACCUGAAAACAAUCAACGGCGACCAGAGAAGUGCUGAACUUGGAAUUAUGGAGGCGUUGGCACUAAGUUACGAUGAUUUGCCAUAUCAGUUGAAACCAUGCUUCCUUCAUUUAGGCCAAUUCCCAGAGGAUUUUGAAAUGCCUACACGGAGACUAAUCAAUCUGUGGGUUGCAGAAGCCAUGAUACCAACUCAAUCAUCAAAUGAAAGAGAGAACGAGGAAACAUUAGAGGAUGUCGCAUAUCGUUACUUGACAAUGUUGGCAGAAAGGUAUUUGGUUCAAGUGGAGAGAAGAAGUUCAACCGGAAGGAUUAAAAGUUGCCGCAUGCAUGAUCUUAUACGAGAACUAUGUUUGACAAAGGCCAAGGAGAAUGAUUUCUUCCAAAUCAUAGAACUUCGUGACAGUAACAGGAAAAUGGAGUUGUUCUCUUCCCCAAUAGUUAACAGACCAGUUUCAAUAGGUAGGAUGCGGAGAGUUUCCGUUUAUUUAAAAGAUUUUAGUGGGUUUAUCUCUUUGGGAACUGAAGAAUGUCCUCCGGUUAGGUCUCUAUUGGGAUGCAGCAACAACAUAUAUAGUGUAAUAGGUCAGGAGCUGAUUGAAUCCAUAGUCAGCAGGUUCAAGUUCCUUAGAGUCCUAGAUCUUGAAAAGAUUCGAGGAUUCGAAAUACCAAAAGGAAUAGGGAAUUUGAUCCAUUUAAGGCUUUUGACUGUAAAUUCUGCUUGGACAGGUGUGCUUUCAUCAUCUAUAGGCAACUGGAAAUUCUUGUUGGCCCUGUACAUAGAUCCAAAAACGUCGGCAGAACUAAUUCCAGAUGUGAUUUGGAAGAUGAAAAGAUUGAGGCAUUUGUAUCUUCCAGUGCAGUAUGGCAGGUGUACCAGGAAGUUACAGUUUGCUAAUCUCAAUGACCUGCAGACCUUGAAAAACUUUCCAGCAGAGAUAGCAGAUGUGAAGGAUCUGACCACACUGCCUAAUCUCAGAAAAUUGGUAGUACAAAUACCUGAUGACAGCAAGCUCGAUGAGUUCAUGGCAAUCUUCCAACCACCAUUCACAUUUAACUAUCUAAGAUCGUUGUCAGUAGAUACUCGGAUGAAUGCUAGAACAAAUAUAGAUGUUGCAAAAAUCAGAUCAUGCUGUCCUCACCUCGAGAAGCUGAAACAAAAUAGAAGGAAAAUCUUCCUGAAGUACCAGAAUACUCUCCAAAAGACUACAUCUUAGGGUGAAGCUUCCAGAAGUAUUACUAGAUUUUAUUUUGAACAUCACCUUUUCGACGCUUUUGUACCUGAAAAUUGAGGAAGACUGAUCAUGCCCACUCCAGGGAAGCUGCCUGCCUUAGCUUGACAAUCGUCUACUCAUGUCCGUUUGUCGAUCAGUUAAAUUUGCUCGAGCUACUUUUAUUUGUUCUCCAUAUAUAUGUGGUUAUGGGGUCUAGGAUUUGUCUGUGGUACCUGCUGUGGUUUUUCUGUUUGUUUUUAUGUUAUUUUUCUCUGUUGGUUUGUUUAAUGUU